This is a messenger RNA of Oncorhynchus gorbuscha (pink salmon), 1720 nucleotides long. RefSeq names its product zinc finger protein 16-like. The record is from RefSeq and is a predicted model, not a curated record. Gene Ontology annotation, molecular function: DNA-binding transcription factor activity, RNA polymerase II-specific; RNA polymerase II transcription regulatory region sequence-specific DNA binding. NCBI's taxonomy places the organism in Eukaryota, Metazoa, Chordata, Actinopteri, Salmoniformes, Salmonidae. Gene Ontology annotation, cellular component: nucleus. The transcript has 3 exons. The coding region runs from base 65 to 1720 and encodes 551 amino acids. Gene Ontology annotation, biological process: regulation of transcription by RNA polymerase II.
CUCUCCUUCCAACCAACCACAGUAGCUAGUCUGUUAGCUAGCUAACUUUAAAGCCUCCAAAGACAUGAGCCGCAAAAGAAACCACAGUUUCACCGAAACAAGCCUUUCUCCCGACCCCCAAAACACAUUCAUGGACACGCCGGGGCCUACGGCGAGAGCCGAAGAUGAUUUCUUGGAAUUCGAACCCGACGAGGAGCUACUCUGCUCGGUGAGCGACAUCACCGAACACCUUGGAAGAAACAUAACAGUGGUGCUCGAAACAGCAUUGUCCGAAAUCAGGAAAAUUGUCAGCGUCAGGAUACGGGUUCUGAAAAUUGAGCUGCGGGAGAAAACAGACGAAAUUGAAGUCCUUAAAGCAAGGCUGGAGAUACAAAGAGACGGUAGGGACCCGUACCCCAGCGGAAUGACCACCGAGGCAUCAUCUGUAUUCCGAAAAUCAGACUUCCAUUCGGGCAGCAAGCACAGCAACGACCCCAAGAAAGCCAAACCAGCCAUGCCUGGCGUAAAGAAAGAAAACAUCAAUGCAAUUUGCGAUUAUCUGAUGAAAGAUAAGAAUUCACGGGGGGCUGAAGCGGACAGCGACCCGAGCAAUCCUCCGUCUGGUAGUGACAGGGACAGCCGCCACGAACCCCAGCCGCACUCCCUCAACCUGUGGCCGGACACCAUCCCUGACGCGGGGUCUGGGGAUGAGGAGUCGGACUCGAACACGGAUGACCUAUUCGGCAUACUACCAUCGGGAAGCAAACGGAUCUACGACUAUGAAUGGAUGACGGGUGUGGAGUACACGUCGGAUUUGAAAGGUAUGAGGGAGCCUAAAUGUGAGACAAUACCAGAUGAAGACGAAGAAGAGAAAGACGAGGAAGAGUGUGAUGAGUCAAACGAAAGGGAUGGUGGAUUGGAGCAUCCCUCAGCACCUUUCUCCCAUGACGCCCACACCCCUGACUUUCCCCUGCCCCCCCAGGCCUCUUCAGGAGGGGAGGGGGGCGGUUCUGUGGAGGACCAUGUGGAUCGACUAGAACCAGGCCAGCAGUUUCCCUCCCACACAUACCUCUGCCCGCUGUGUGGAACCUUCUGCCCCGACUCCUUGUUCCUGGAGGAACACAUCAAACUGAUACACGGCAACACCACCGGCACCCACAGCGCCCUGCAGUCCACCUCCACCACACUCCUCACCCUGGGGGAGGGUAGCAGUAACUCAAAGCGGGGGUUGGGGGUGCUGGAAGGUGGGAGCAUGGGGGCUGGGUCUGGGGGGAUGAGCCUAGCAAGAGGAGGAGGCACGAGGGAGAAGAAAGUGGAAGGGGGCUACGAGUGUGGCGACUGUGGCCGCCAUUUCAACUACUUGGGCAACCUACGGCAGCACCAGCGCAUCCAUACAGGGGAAAAGCCCUUCAUAUGCCCCGAGUGUGGGGAGAGGUUCCGGCACGCUGCCCGAUUGAAGAGUCACCGGCUGGGGCACAAUGGCGGGCAGAGCCCCUUCCCUUGCCCCCAGUGUGGGAAAGGCUUCCCGGUGCUCUCCGGCUUAAAGAGGCACCAGCGGGUGCAUACAGGGGAGAGCCCCUACGCGUGCCAGCAGUGUGGGCGGCGCUUCAAGGAGCUUGGUAACCUGUAUACCCACCAGAGGAUCCAUAGUGGUGCCACACCCUAUUGCUGCCAGCAAUGUGGGAGGAGCUUCCGUCACCUGGGCACCUACAAGAGCCACCGCUGCACCCCAAUACAGUGA